AUAAAUUUAAAAAUGGAAAAGUUUGAUCGAUGGGUUUCAUUUCGAUUUCGAUACUAUUCUGUUGAUAGCAGCAUAUGUAGUUUUCACUCGGAAUAGCUUUCCAAUAUUCUAAAGGUGUAUACCUACCAAAAUGAGUGAUUGGUUAUCACAGAUUAAAAAUGCUAAGAAAUCUUGUCUAGUGGACAGAAAUCUCAAAAAAGUGCAUUAUGCCUUCGAAAAUGGCAGAGAAAUGGUGGAAGAAUAUAAUAUGGACACUAAUGUUCUUACUAGAAGAGCAUGGAAGAGCAAGAAAGAAUUGGGGCUCCAAGACAAUUGGGAAGUAGAAAUGGGAGAUCCAGAACCAACACCUUCUAAAGAUGAAACUUUGAUACAAGAAAGUUCCAAUCAACCAUUUGUGACUAGAAGAAAUACAAGGGUAAAUCUUGAAUGGCGUAUUCGUAACUUGCCAUACCCUUUGAGUAUAUAUUCUGUAACAGUAAAUCCUGAAGAAGGUUGUCUUGUUAUUAAAACAACUAAUAACAAAUAUUUCAAAAAACUUGCUGUUCCUGAACUUCAAAGACUCAAUAUUGUAUUGGAACCUUGCAAAAUAUCUUUUUCUCAUAAAUUCAAUACAUUGAUUGUUGUUUAUGAGAAACCAAAUGAGCUUAUUGAGUUUGAGAAGUUGGUUCUGAAAGAAAUUCAAUCAGUGAAACAGAAAAAUCAUGAUAUGGAUUGUCACCCAAGUUAAGGAACUGUAUUUAUAAUAUUGUCCUUUAUUAUUAUAGUGUUAUAUUAAAUUCCAUUCUUACUGAUAUUAACAGUAAUUUCAAUCAGCCUACAGUUUCAAUUAGGUCUUGUGGCACAAAAAUUAUACCUCCUGAUAGUAGGUAUAAUGAUCAUAUUAACAUGAUUCAUUCAAUAAAAUGUUGAAAAAUAUGUCUUAUGGUAAUUAACACUAACACAAGAAAAAAAUAUAUACAGGGUGGCCAUAAAGGGCCUAUACAUAAACUUACCACAUAUUCCUCAUACCAAAACAAUCCCAUACAACCCAACUCACCUAAGUAUGAAGUUGCUUAGUUUGGAUGCUAGACGGUUCU
Messenger RNA from Phaedon cochleariae (mustard beetle), 1076 nucleotides. NCBI's taxonomy places the organism in Eukaryota, Metazoa, Arthropoda, Insecta, Coleoptera, Chrysomelidae. The record is from the annotation of a GenBank genome assembly.